Molecule: messenger RNA, 1308 nt
Organism: Lodderomyces elongisporus
Lineage: Eukaryota; Fungi; Ascomycota; Pichiomycetes; Serinales; Debaryomycetaceae
Gene: STE2
Product: alpha-factor pheromone receptor
Exons: 1
Coding region: 1-1308 (435 amino acids)
Biological process (GO): G protein-coupled receptor signaling pathway
Cellular component (GO): membrane; G protein-coupled receptor homodimeric complex
Molecular function (GO): mating-type factor pheromone receptor activity; pheromone binding
Source: RefSeq, a predicted model, not a curated record
AUGGACGAAGCAAUCAAUGCAAACCUUGUUUCUGGAGAUAUUAUAGUCUCUUUUAACAUUCCUGGUUUGCCAGAACCGGUACAAGUGCCAUUCAGCGAAUUUGAUUCGUUUCAUAAAGACCAGCUCAUUGGAGUCAUCAUUCUUGGAGUCACUAUUGGAGCAUGCUCGCUUUUGUUGAUAUUGCUACUUGGAAUGUUAUACAAGAGCCGUGAAAAGUAUUGGAAAUCACUAUUAUUUAUGCUCAAUGUAUGCAUCUUGGCUGCCACAAUCUUAAGGAGCGGUUGCUUCUUAGACUAUUAUCUAAGUGAUUUGGCCAGUAUCAGUUAUACAUUUACUGGAGUAUACAAUGGUACCAGCUUUGCUAGCUCUGACGCGGCAAAUGUGUUCAAGACUAUUAUGUUUGCCUUGAUUGAAACUUCGUUAACCUUUCAAGUGUAUGUCAUGUUUCAAGGGACCACUUGGAAAAAUUGGGGCCAUGCUGUCACUGCAUUAUCGGGUCUCUUGUCUGUUGCCUCAGUGGCGUUCCAGAUCUACACCACGAUUUUAUCCCACAAUAAUUUCAAUGCUACAAUCUCGGGAACCGGUACAUUAACUUCAGGUGUUUGGAUGGACUUACCAACACUCUUGUUUGCCGCAAGUAUCAAUUUUAUGACCAUUUUGUUGUUAUUUAAGUUGGGAAUGGCCAUUAGACAAAGAAGGUAUUUAGGUUUAAAACAGUUUGAUGGGUUCCAUAUCUUAUUCAUCAUGUUUACCCAAACAUUGUUCAUACCCUCGAUUUUGCUUGUGAUCCACUACUUUUACCAGGCAAUGUCUGGACCAUUCAUCAUCAACAUGGCGUUGUUCUUGGUGGUGGCAUUCUUGCCAUUGAGUUCAUUAUGGGCACAAACUGCAAACACUACUAAAAAGAUUGAAUCUUCGCCAAGUAUGAGCUUUAUUACUAGACGAAAAUCAGAGGAUGAGUCACCACUGGCUGCUAACGACGAGGAUAGGUUACGAAAAUUCACCACAACUUUGGAUUUGUCGGGCAACAAGAACAAUACAACAAACAAUAAUAACAAUAGCAACAACAUUAACAACAAUAUGAGCAACAUCAACUACCCUUCUACAGGACUGGGAGAAGACGAUAAAUCCUUUAUAUUUGAGAUGGAACCCAGUCGGGAAAGAGCUGCAAUAGAAGAGAUUGAUCUUGGAGCAAGGAUCGAUACCGGUUUGCCCAGAGAUUUAGAGAAAUUUCUAGUUGAUGGGUUUGACGAUAGUGAUGACGGAGAAGGAAUGAUAGCCAGAGAAGUGACUAUGUUGAAAAAAUAG